Xyrauchen texanus (razorback sucker) is the source of this 4855-nucleotide messenger RNA. RefSeq names its product protein zyg-11 homolog. The coding region runs from base 270 to 2510 and encodes 746 amino acids. Gene Ontology annotation, molecular function: protein binding. The transcript is spliced from 16 exons. The record is from RefSeq and is a predicted model, not a curated record. Gene Ontology annotation, cellular component: Cul2-RING ubiquitin ligase complex. NCBI's taxonomy places the organism in Eukaryota, Metazoa, Chordata, Actinopteri, Cypriniformes, Catostomidae.
CGUCAAAAUGCUCUUUGACAUCGCGACAUGCGCGCGGACAGUGUCAGUCCCAAAGAUCCACCGAACGACAGUGAGAAAAAGAACACACAGUGGAUUUCCUGCUUAAUACCAACAAGUAGCAUCUGCAAGUAUUUGAAGGCAGAUUAUUGCAGGCUAACAUGCUAAUACGAAGAUAAGAGCAUUUCAAGCGGAUUGUGCGUUUGAUCUACAUGUCAACUCACCUGAGAUCAUCAACAUAAUACGAGUGUUUCUUGCAUUUCCUGCCCUUUAUGAUCCACCUUAUUGAGACUAUGGAUGAGGCAUCGCCGCCAUCUCUGACCGAUCUGUGCGUGACUUUGGUGAGCUCCAGGCUGGAGCUUUUCUGUGAGAAGCGUGAUGAUGGCUCUCUGUCCUUCCGAGAGCUUCUGGUGUUCCCGCAGGAGCUGGCCGACCGACUGCUUUGCAAGAUGGCAACUGAGGGGCUACUUAACGACAGUACGGUGGGAAUCUUCCGAAGCUGCCAGCAGUUUCGGUUGCGACAUGCCUGCAUCCGCACCGCCCGCAUCUCUGCAGAGGCUUUCCAUCGCGCCCUCUGCUCCCACCGCCUCGUGGAGCUGGACGCCUCUCAGGUCAAUGCUGAUCUCACCAUUGCCGACAUCCUUCGGGGCCUCUCGUCCAGUAAAAUCCUGCAGGACAGCCUGCAGCAGCUUGUCCUUAACGGCCUGACCAUGUACUCUCUGGAGGAACCCAGCCGACAUUGCUUCAGUGCCAUGCAGGGUCUUCGGGCACUCUGCGUGUCCAACGUAGACUUCUACGACUCCAGCUUGGUGGACGUGUGUGCGCUGCCUCGUCUGGAGAGUUUGGAUAUCUCCAACACAUCAGUGACAAAUCUGACCCCACUCCUGGGGUUAAGGAACAGGCUACGCUACCUCACAAUGCACCAGCUCAAGAGGCUGGAGAUGACCACAGCUCAACUGCUAGCUGUGCUGAGCCAGCUGGAGGGAUUACAGCACCUUGAUAUCUCGGACGAUAAGCAGUUCACAUCUGACGUGGCACGGCAGCUGCUGGAGACUCCUGGCAUUCUGCCCCAGUUGGUGUCUCUGGAUGUAUCGGGCCGCAAGCAGGUGACUGAUGCAACUGUCAGGGCUUUCGUGGAGGCGAGACCGAGCAUGACAUUUGUUGGUCUGCUGGCCACUGAUGCCGGUUUCUCUGAAUUCUUGUCUGGAGUGGGCAGCUUAACGGUGACCGGGGAGGCCAAUGAAAUGCAGAUCUGCGAGGCAUUGAGGAGGUACAGUGAGAGAGAGGGGUUUGUCAGAGAGGCACUAUUCCACCUGUUCAGCCUCACUCAUGCCAUAGAGAAACCACGACCUGACAUCCUGAAGUUUGUAGCAUUGGGGAUGAAGAAUCAUCCAGCCACUUUGAAUGUUCAGCUGGCAGCAAGUGCCUGUGUGUUUAACCUCACCAAACAGGAUCUGGCCUUUGGAAUCCCUGUGCGACUUUUGGGUAAAGUCACGCAGCUCUUACUAGAAGCCAUGAAGACCUUCCCCAACCACCAGCAGUUGCAGAAGAACUGCCUGCUCUCUCUCUGUAGUGAUCGAAUCCUGCAGGAGGUUCCAUUUAACAGGUUUGAAGCUGCCAAGCUGGUAAUGCAGUGGCUGUGUAAUCAUGAAGACCAGAACAUGCAGCGGAUGGCUGUAGCUAUUAUAUCCAUCCUUGCUGCUAAGUUGUCCACUGAGCAAACCGCACAAUUGGGAGCAGAGCUCUUUAUCGUAAAGCAACUUCUUCACAUUGUGCGGCAGAAGACGUGUCAGGUGGCGAUUGAUGCCACAUUAAAGUUCACACUCAGUGCUCUGUGGAACCUCACGGAUGAGUCUCCCACCACCUGCAGACACUUCAUAGAGAAUCAGGGACUGGAGCUCUUCAUCAAAGUACUGGAGUCCUUUCCAUCAGAUUCGUCCAUUCAACAGAAGGUCCUGGGUUUAAUGAAUAAUAUCGCUGAGGUGAGGGAGCUGCACGGGGAGCUGAUGGUGCAAAGUUUUCUGGAUCAUAUCCGCUCUCUGCUGAACAGUUCGGAGGUGGAGGUCAGUUAUUUCGCCGCAGGCAUCCUGGCCCACCUCGCCUCACGGGGAGAAAAAGUGUGGACUCUUGAUCUGACCCUCAGAACCACUCUACUGGAGCAACUGCAAUCAACGAUUCUGAAGUGGCCAACGCCAGAAUGUGAGAUGGUAGCGUACAGGUCAUUCAACCCUUUUUUCCCAUUACUGAAGUGCUUCCAGACCCCAGGAGUUCAGUUAUGGGCUGCAUGGGCCAUGCAGCAUGUCUGCAGUAAAAACGCCGGGCGGUACUGCAGUAUGCUACUGGAGGAGGGAGGACUGCAGCAGCUUGAUGCCGUGAGGUUUCAUCCUGAAACCCACGGCGAUGUACGCAGAUUGGCUGACAGCAUCCUAGACAGUUUACAUCAUCAUAGGACAUGCACAGGAUAUACAGGGCCACCCACAAAGGAAACACAUAUAGAGAAAAAUUUUCCAUGACACAACUCGCUCUCUUCUGGUCUCUGAAAAGGAUGCAGCAAAUAAAACUGGAAGCUUUUUGAAUGUGCAUAUGUUUACUCAUGCCCAUCUGUAUAAAAAUGACACACUGCUUCCCUUCCUGUACAUCCAAGGAUUAUGUGGAUGAGUCACUUUGCAUCUGUUUGCACAUGCCAGAAUCCAUUAUUUAUUUGACAUAAGAAUAAGAAAUAUAUCUGUCUCUGUGACUUGAGAAAAUUUUUAUAUAGAUGGACAGCAGCUAAGACUGUGUGUUUGUUAAAAUAAGAGACUUGGAGUAUGUGUGCAAAGAGCAUGUGCAUCAGGUUGCUUUGUAAGCCUAUUUACAGUAGAUUUGUUUGGAUGCAUAUAAAAAAGUAUAUAUGACAGAUUUCUGUCCCAUUGGACAUAAAAGGCAAUACAUGUAUUGAACAAAUACUUGAGCAUAUAUUAAGGUCUGUCUUAGUGACGUUCAAUGUGGAGUAUGUUAAACGUGUGUGUGUGUGUGAGAGAGAGAGAGAGAGGGAGAGAAAGGGAUACAAAUCAUGUGAUCUGGGUGUGUGCACGAGAGAUAACGUCUUAUCAUUUUUGUAUACUACUUGUCAAUGCAUUGAUAAGAUGGUCUGAGCUUUUGGGAUGAUGUAUUUUUUUAUCGACUGCGGAAGAUGACAGUGUUAUAAUGGUCCGUGCGUUGUGUUGCGCGCAAACAAUUACGAUUGUUUGUUUCAAAACAGUACAAAAUAGACAACUCAAAGUUUGGAUGAAUUAUUUGAAGAUUCCUCAACAACCCUGAGCUUUUCAGAAGCUGAAAUUAUCCAUGAAAUGGUUAAUUAAUGAGAUUAAUAAAAUGUAAGCUUUUGCCUUCAGACUUUCUUUAUUGGACAGCUCCGUUGAGGCAAAGCAGGAACUUGUCUAUAUAUGGAUUGUUGCCUUAAGUCAUAAAUCAAACCGUGACUGAAGGCAUAAAACAAUGCAGACAAACAGCACCUUGGUAAAAAGUAAAGAAGAAUUGGUGUGCUGGUGAUUUGCCCUGUUCAAGUCAUGGGAAUUGCCUUCUAGCUAAUAUAUAUAUAUAUAUAUAUAUAUAUAUAUAUAUACACACACAAUACAGUUAAAAAAAUUGUUCUUUAUUUAACACCAAUCAACUGUAAACGAACACGUUCAACUUGUUUCAGCUUGACAAAAAAAGUUGCAAUUUUAAAAAUGAAACAUUGUUCCAUUUGUAUGCCAGUAAACUAUUGAAGCUUAUCUAAAUAUAAUUUUAUUUCUGUGUAUGUGUAUGCUUUUCACUGCAUGGAUUUGGUUUUGUUUUCAUAACUGGGUCUGGUAUUACGAUGAGAUACCCGAAACACGUGUGCUUUGUUCCAGAAGGCCUUAUCUAUGUCUAGACGUUUUAAUUUGGAAAGAAAUCCUCAUUUUCUUGCCAACGCACUAGGAGAAAUUGGCAACUUUAGGGAGUUUUAUGCACUGCUAUGCAUAACAACACUGCCUUAUUGGAUUAAGAUUUAACGUUAAACUAGACGUCAAUUAUUAAUCUGCCACUUGUUUAAACAGACCAAAUGACUCCAGGUUCACCAAACUUUCAUGUACAUGGCUGUCUGUAAAUAUGUAUUUUUGUUCUGUGGAGUACCAAUUAUCAUUCUCACUCAGAUUGUGGAAUGAGCAGCAAAACCAGAUUAAGCUACAGUGUCAUACUGCUGCUCAUAUUCCAAUUUAUGCAAAAUCUUUGAGGAAUAAAGAAUGUAAACCCCAUCUGUUCAGUCUGGUGUCCACCUUUAUUAACACAGUAAUUUUAAUGGUGAAGUGUGUCCCUUUUGCGAUGUUAAAAUACUUUACUUUUUAUUCGCUUAAUACGCAGAGACAUCAUUAAGUAAACCAUUCAUAGGAUGAUUUCCCAAAAUUUCUGUUUGUAUGAACAUCCCGACGUCGCAACAUUGGUGCAAUCAAUGUUUGGUAGAGGAGCUAUCUGUUUCUUCGACCACUGUAAGGAGAGGAUUAAGGAAACCUGUUUGAAAACAGUCAUUAAUUUAGUGUUUGAUGGUAGAGUCAAAGCAAUUGCAUGCUUCACCUUUAAAGGAAUAUUCUGGGUUCGACUCAAUCGACUGCACGUUUGGCAUAAUGUUGAUUUCAGCAAAAGAUAUUUGACUUGUUACUCUUUUUCAAAAAUCUUGGUUCCAGUGAGUCACUUACAAAUAGAAGUGAAUGGGGCCAUUCCUUAAACAUUAAAAUACUCACAAGACAUAAAAAAUAAGUGUGUUGACAUGAUUUAAGUGUGAUAAAAUCACUUGCCAACCUUUUCUGUUUAAAGUUAUAUCCAAUUUAACAACUCUGUUGCCAUGAUGACGUAGAUG